CUUCAUUGUUAGUAGCCCUUUGGUUUUUUGUGAGGAUUGCCGGGAAGAAAAUUUGUUUCAUUGUCGAUUUCUGUACUCUAAAGUGCUUCAGCCUCACAAAACUAUAACCAAAGACAAAUCUGUUUGAUUGGGGUACUACAAUGGGUAACACUUUUGGUGCAAAGAAGACCGCAAAGGUCAUGAAAAUCGAUGGUGAAACAUUCAAGUUGAAGACCCCGGUGAGAGUUGAGGAAGUUCUUAAGGAUCACCCUGGCCUUGUUUUGCUAGAUUCUGAGGCAGUUAAGCACUAUGGGGUGAGAGCAAAGCCUUUGGAAGGUCACAAGGAGUUGCAUCCGAAGAGGCUUUACUUUCUUGUGGAGCUACCCAAAGAGACGAAGCCAAGAAGGGUUCGUUCUGGCAUUAACAUGAGUGCCAAAGAUCGUCUAGAGAACCUUGUGCUUACUAGAAGGUCUGCUUCUGAUCUUUCAAUCAUGAAACAAAGCAACAUGGGUGAUGGUGAACAAGGCAGCAAGGAGAAUAGUAAUAAUGGUGGGGUGAGGUUGAAAAUGAGGCUUCCAAAAGCUGAGGUGGAGAAGUUAAUCCAAGGUAGCAAAAAUCAGGAAGAGGCAGCAGAGAGGAUCGUUAAGCUGUACAUGGCCAAUGGCAGCAGAGAAACUGAGGAAAAUGGUGACAGAGCUAAGGAGAGUACAAAGAAGAGGGUGAGCUUUAUGCCGAUCAACGAAGGAGGGACUCCAAUAGCUGCGGCUUCAUAAUUAACCACUCACCAACCCAAGGAGUUAUUCUUACACAGAGUUAAAUAAGAGUCAUGUUAUUUAUACAAUGCAUACAAUUUCAACUUGGUACACUUUUCUAGGUGUUUGUGUUUCAGUUUACAGAACAGAAGAAUAUUAGUGAAAAUUAAUUGCCGAUGUUGCGCACCACCUGUUUGAUUUGUGGCUAGUUCUAAAUCUAUGUAUUGUAUACAUAACAUUACUUCGUGAUGAUGUGUACAUAUUUUGGGGUGUCUAUAUGAUCUCCUCACAUAGAGACUAUACAUUAUAAAUUGAUAUUGACUUUCUAA
Molecule: messenger RNA, 1060 nt
Organism: Vigna angularis (adzuki bean)
Lineage: Eukaryota; Viridiplantae; Streptophyta; Magnoliopsida; Fabales; Fabaceae
Exons: 2
Coding region: 141-752 (203 amino acids)
Source: RefSeq, a predicted model, not a curated record